Betta splendens (Siamese fighting fish) is the source of this 2893-nucleotide messenger RNA. RefSeq names its product sulfite oxidase (gene suox). The record is from RefSeq and is a predicted model, not a curated record. Gene Ontology annotation, cellular component: mitochondrion. Bases 203 to 1930 code for a protein of 575 amino acids. Lineage: Eukaryota; Metazoa; Chordata; Actinopteri; Anabantiformes; Osphronemidae. The transcript has 5 exons. Gene Ontology annotation, molecular function: heme binding; molybdenum ion binding; oxidoreductase activity.
CUCAGAGAUAAGAAACCCCACUUUACCAGUCGGCGUGAACGCCCCUCGGAGUUCGUGUAACGUUUACUGACUGAGCGAAACAGUUGCGUCGGCUGCGCGUCGUGGAGCGUCGGGCUUCGAGCUGGUGGUGACACGUGAGUGCUUCGGUUUGAUUUAGAUGAACAAGUGAAAGUCGGCAUCGACGCGCGUGAACAACAGUGCAAUGCUGCUCAGACGCAUCCACAGACUGACUCGCUUUGGCCCUGUCAGCACUCCGAGGUAUCAGGUGGCCCCUUCUCUGGCAGCGUGUGCACUUCGCCUCUGCAGCAGCAGCAGUGGUGGUGAUGGUGACCAGAGAUCCUACCAACACACCCACAUGCCCACCUGGAGACAUGGCCUGGCUGGACUGCUGGCUGGUACAGGGGCUGUCCUGGCCUACGGACUCCAUCAGCACCAGGCUGAGCGAGUGGACACCGGUAAAGCGGAGUUAACAGAGAACAGCUCUGCACUUCCAGUCUUCAGCCAGGAAGAAGUCACGAAGCACCGCUCUCUAGAAGACGGCGUGUGGGUCACCUACAAAGGCAGCGUCUAUGACAUCACUGAGUUUGUAGCCAUGCACCCUGGUGGGGACAAAAUCCUGCUGGCAGCUGGUGGUGCCCUGGAACCCUUCUGGGCCCUGUAUGCUGUACACAACCACGAACACGUGCUGGAAAUCCUCUCACAAUACAAGGUUGGCGAUCUGAGUGCAGAAGACAUGAAAAAGCAGCAGAGUGUGAAAACGUCUGACCCCUACUCUUCGGACCCGGAGCGUCACCCCGUUCUGCGCGUUAACAACCUCAAGCCCUUCAACGCUGAGCCGCCUCCUGAGAUCCUCUCCGACAGCUACAUCACCCCUUCUGCGUUCUUCUUCAAAAGAAACCACUUGCCAGUUCCUCAGGUGGACCCGGCCUCUUAUCGGCUUCAUGUGGAGGGACUCCCUGGAGGAACGCUGACGCUAACUCUGGAAGAACUCAAGACUCGCUUCCCCAAACACACGGUCACUGCUACGCUGCAGUGCGCAGGCAACCGGCGGUCUGAGAUGAACAAGGUCAAGCUGGUGAAGGGGCUAAACUGGGGCAUAGCAGCGAUCAGCAACGCCACGUGGGGCGGAGCUAAACUCAGGGAUGUGCUGCUGGCAGCUGGCUACGGACCAGAGGUGGCCCAGUGGGCUCGCCACGUCCAGUUUGAAGGACUGGACAAAGACGUGACGGGCACUGCCUACGGUUCCUCCAUUCCUAUAAACAAGGCAGCGAGCGAGGAGGGCGACGUGCUGCUGGCGUACGAAAUGAACGGCGAGGAGCUGCCCGCCGACCACGGCUUCCCCAUCCGCGUGGUGGUGCCAGGCACGGUGGGGGCACGUAACGUGAAAUGGCUGGGGAGGAUCGUGGUGAGCGCCCAGGAGAGCAGCAGCCACUGGCAGCAGAACGACUACAAGGGGUUCUCCCCCGGAACAGACUGGGACACGGUGGACUUCAGGUCCGCCCCGGCCAUCCAGGAGCUGCCCGUCCAGUCUGCCAUCACCUCGCCGCAGGACGGCGCCGCGCUCGAUCGCAGCGCCGACAGCGUCACCGUCAAGGGCUACGCCGUGAGCGGCGGGGGCCGCGAGGUGAUCCGCGUGGACGUUUCUCUGGACGGAGGCAGGACGUGGCAGGUGGCCCGGCUGCGGAGCGCCGACCAGCCGGACGCCCCCGAUCUGCCCCCGCUGGGACGGGCGUGGGCCUGGAAGCUGUGGGAGGUGACGGCGCCUCUGCCUCCUGAGGCGCAGGAGCUGGAGAUCGUGUGCAAGGCGGUCGACAACAGCUACAACGUGCAGCCGGACACAGUGUCUCCAAUCUGGAACCUGAGGGGCGUCCUGAGUAACGCCUGGCACAGGGUGAAGGUGAAGGUCAGAGAGGACCACGGUGCAGAAUAGACCCGCUGAUUUUAACCGCCUCCAACGUACAAGAGAUGACAUUGUUCCAUCUGGACAAUAUUAUGAAGUAUUAAGUACCGGAAAGUUUUUUUAGUACAUAACUAGAGAUGACUAAACUAAAACACGUCUCUAUUCAUCCAGUGAUUUACAAGCAUCGGUCUGAAGUGAGCACUUGAUUCGGUUUAUUCUGAAUCUCUAAUUUUUAAUAAUUAUUUUUGUAAUUACCAUAUUAGCAUUGGAAAUGUUUUAAUACAUUUAAUAAUUUUAGAUGGCCAAAGUUAAAUAAUAUUAUAAAAUGUCAUUGAAAUACAUUAUUUUUGCUACAUAGUUACUUACUUUUAAAUGAAGAGUUUCAUUUUCAUUUCACUUUAUUUUGAAGUUUCUGCAUCGGUGUUUUUGCUGAUCAUGAACUUUUGCGAAGGAAGAUAUUUAACUAGUUUAAAGAAACAUUAUUAUAAGUUAGUCAUUGGCAGAUUCUUAGGGUUUGAGUUUAACCAGCAGGUCAGAGGUGAGUUCAGACCACAUUCUCUACUAAUGUUCAUCACUUAGAGAUUAAAAUCUGAGGUUAACUCUUCGUGCUUCAUAUGUGAAUGUAAGGAAAAAUAGAGUUUUUCUAGACUAUUACAACGCAGUGAUUCAGUAAAAGAAGGCAAGAGUUGCUGCUCUAUCCGCUUGACGGUGAGAGGAGUAGUAAAUAAUGUUUAAGGUGAGGUGUGCCACAGUCUUGACGUUAAGAUAAAUAUCUGCCUCUUUUAGAACACGUGGUCACCGGAAAAACGCACAGCCUCCCCUGAAGACGACUUUGCUUUUCAGUGUUGUUCACUCAUAUAAAUGUUAAUUUUUAUUUAUUGAAAGCUAAUGAAUUCCUGCCUCUUCACACAGGCCAGCGAUUGGUAUUGACGUGCACUACAUUUGUAUAAGCUGCGUAGUUCUGGUGAAUAAAGAGUUAAAUUUUGACACUCA